Molecule: messenger RNA, 1491 nt
Organism: Theileria annulata
Lineage: Eukaryota; Apicomplexa; Aconoidasida; Piroplasmida; Theileriidae
Product: GTP-binding protein, putative
Exons: 9
Coding region: 1-1491 (496 amino acids)
Biological process (GO): ribosomal large subunit assembly
Molecular function (GO): GTP binding; ribosome binding
Source: RefSeq, a predicted model, not a curated record
AUGAACCUUUUCCUUAUUUUAAUUAAUUUUGUGAUUUCAAACUUUUCAGAAGAAUUCAGACUAAUUUCCCCAAAAUAUGGAGAUAAACAUUAUAGAAAACAGCUAAUUUGGUUAGAAAAGGAGAAUGAAUUUAGUAGUGAUAUAAAAACAGCUCAAUUAGAGCAUGAAACCCCAAGGAUUAAAAACAGAAUUGUGUCAAUUGUUGGAAGACCUAACGUAGGGAAAUCUUCCAUAUUCAAUCGCAUUACGAAACUUGUAAUUUACCUAAAUAAACAAAAGUUUCAUUAUGGAAGUGUAGUAAAUGACGCGCCCGGAACCACAAGGGAUCGACAGUACUCAAUUGCAGACUGGAACGGAAAAUACUUUCGAAUAAUAGAUACAGGAGGAUAUGAUGAUGACCAGCUUUAUUCUGACGAGGAAGGCCUUACAUCAAUGGAUUAUGAGAUUAGAGACUAUCUCUUUAAGCAUAACAAGAAAAAAAGAGAUUUGGAAAUAUUACUUUGCGUAAACAAAGCCGAAUCUUAUAGAAGAGGUGAUAUACUAGCACAGGAAUUUUGGAAAUUAGGACUUGGGCAGCCUUACCCAGUGAGUGCCUUACACGGAACAGGAUUAGCAGAAUUGCUAGACAAGUACUGUUGUUUUUGUUGGAAUUUUUUAGGUGCGUUGAGGACUUUGAAACGGGAGAGAUCGUCGAUGACUCACAAAUUGUUGUUUCCUUUAUCGGAAGGUACAAAUCAACUUAAUUUGAGAUACUAUAAACUUUGUAGACCAAACAGUGGUAAAUCAUCAAUGAUCAAUAAGCUGAUUGGGGAGAAUAGGUGUAUAGUUUCACCUGAGGAAGGAACUACCCAGGACUCCACAAAAGUGUUUGUCACUCAUGGUAAGCUUAAAGCGUUAGGUGGUGAAAAAAUGACCUUUAUCGAUACCGCCGGUAUGAAAUUAUUGACCAAGGACCGGAGGAGUUACCUGUCUCAAAAAAGUUCCCUGAAGUCGAUAAGAGCAAGUGAUGUUUGCAUUUUGGUGAUAGACUCGUCUUGGGGAAUUUCAAAAAAUGACAUAAGGAUGGCUGAAGAGAUAAAAGAAGAAAAUAAGGCCGCGAUAAUUGUGUGCAACAAGUGGGACUUGGUAGACAAAACUCCAACAAUUUUUGACAAUGUUAUUGGUUAUGUUCGAGAGAAGCUGUAUUGGUUGGACUAUGCAGAUGUUUUAAUUACCUCGGCGAAAUCAGGCCAAAAGGUCCAGAAUAUUUUCGAAGCCAUUCAAAGAACAUAUAAACAGUACUGUUCAAAUCUGCCUACAAAUCUAGUCAACAACGUUUUGAAAGACGCCAUGUUUAACAGGAAACUGCCUGUUACUCAUGGAAGAAGACUAAACAUCUAUUAUGCCACUCAGGUACUUUUUAUAACACAAAAACUCAGUAACAAUAGUCAAUUUAUAACUAUAAUAAAUUUAGGUCCAUACCAAACCGCCCGGAUUUACACUUUUCUGUAA